AUGUUCACACUGGGAUUCUUCAGUACGAAGAAUUCAACAAAUCGCUAUGUGGGAAUUUGGUUAAUGUCUGAAUCCAAUGUUGUUUGGGUAGCGAAUAGAAACAACCCACUAAGGGAUUCUUCAGGGAUUCUCACAACAUCGUGGAGUAAUGGCAAUCUUCUUGUUUUGAAUGGGCAAGAACAGGGUAUAUGGUCAACGAAUGUCUCAAAUAUUGCAUCAAAUUCCAGUGCUCAACUGUUGGAUUCUGGCAACCUUGUACUCGUUGAUGGCGCUACUGGAGCAACGCUGUGGCAGAGUUUCCAACAUCCUUGUGAUACAUUCUUACAAGGCAUGAAACUCAGCACUAAUCAACAAAAAGGUAAGAAAGUGACACUCACAUCAUGGGAAAGUACAUCUGAUCCGUCCUCAGACUUUCUUGGAACACCUGGGAAAUCAUCUACUUUUGGAAACGAGCUUGAAGUGAAAGAAGAGGAAGGAAGUGUUGAAGUAUCUUUUCAUUACACGGAUAAGUCUUUGUUGAUGAUUUUCACAACAGAUUCUCAAGGUAGAUUAGAACAAAGGCUUUGGAGUUUCCAGAGAAAUAUAUGGGAAGUUGGGUGGACAAUUGUGGAUUCUGAGUGUGAUGUUUAUCGCAAAUGUGGCCCAUCUGGGAUCUACGAUAAGCAGAGCUCACCAAUCUGCAGCUGCUUGAGAGGGUUUGAACCAAAGAACAAAGAAGAAUUGGGGAGGCAGAAUUGGACCAGUGGGUGUGUGAGGAGAGAAGCACUUCAGUGUGAGAGAGAUAAUAAUGGUUCUCAAGGUAGCCUAGUAGACGGGUUUUUAAAGUUGGAAAGUGUAAAAGUACCAGCUCAUGCAGAAAUGUUACCUGAUUAUAACUUCUCAAAUGCUAUAGAUUGUCAAACUCCGUGCUCGAAGAAUUGCUCUUGCAAAGCUUAUGCAUACGAAACAGGCCUUGGCUGUAUGUUUGGAACGUAG
This is a messenger RNA of Neltuma alba, 975 nucleotides long. RefSeq names its product G-type lectin S-receptor-like serine/threonine-protein kinase At1g11300. Gene Ontology annotation, biological process: recognition of pollen. Lineage: Eukaryota; Viridiplantae; Streptophyta; Magnoliopsida; Fabales; Fabaceae. The transcript has 2 exons. The coding region runs from base 1 to 975 and encodes 324 amino acids. The record is from RefSeq and is a predicted model, not a curated record.